Molecule: messenger RNA, 720 nt
Organism: Lactuca saligna
Lineage: Eukaryota; Viridiplantae; Streptophyta; Magnoliopsida; Asterales; Asteraceae
Source: the annotation of a GenBank genome assembly
AUGGCGGCAUCAGACGACGGCGGAGGAGGAGUAGUAGGAGGCAAGAUCAAGGGAUCCUGGAGCCCACAAGAGGACGCCACCCUCAUUAAACUGGUGGAGCAACAUGGACCGCGCAAUUGGUCCCUCAUCAGUUCCAGUAUCCCAGGCCGAUCUGGAAAAUCCUGCCGUCUCCGGUGGUGCAAUCAGCUCAGCCCUGACGUGGAGCACCGUCCAUUUACUCGUGAAGAGGACGACGUCAUCGUCAGAGCACAUGCAAUCCAUGGCAACAAGUGGUCCACCAUCUCCAGGCUCCUACCUGGACGCACUGAUAACGCGAUUAAAAACCACUGGAACUCGACUCUCCGCCGACGAGGCGUCUCAAACUCCGGCUUUGCCGUUGCUGUUGCGAAACGACCACUCACAGAUGGAUCCAGCGAGUCAACCCAGUCGGAUCAUCUUCCUGAAUCCAAGAAGCAAUGCUCCCGUAACUCCGACCACAGCAGUUGCGACGGACCUCCGACGGUUCUGACGCUUUUGCCACCCGGGGAUAUCAAAAUCAAAACGGUGGAAGAACAAGUAAUAACAGAAAAGAACGCAGAGGUGGAUGAUGACGUGGAGGAGAAGUCGACGGUGGAGAUGGAGAACACGUGUCUGGUAACGAUCAUGAAACGUAUGAUAGCAGAAGAGGUUCGGAUUUAUAUUAACGAACUAAGAUCCAAAGAAGAGCAUCCUUCGUCUUAG